Messenger RNA from Leptidea sinapis, 779 nucleotides. It is a transcript of the gene mRpL21, whose product is annotated as 39S ribosomal protein L21, mitochondrial. Gene Ontology annotation, cellular component: ribosome; mitochondrial large ribosomal subunit. Lineage: Eukaryota; Metazoa; Arthropoda; Insecta; Lepidoptera; Pieridae. The coding region runs from base 123 to 647 and encodes 174 amino acids. The record is from RefSeq and is a predicted model, not a curated record. The transcript is spliced from 2 exons. Gene Ontology annotation, molecular function: RNA binding; structural constituent of ribosome. Gene Ontology annotation, biological process: translation.
GGUACCUCUAACCUACUAUAAUUUUAUUUUAGUGACUUGAUAAUAAAAGUGUUUAUAAACUAUAUUUUCUGUAAAUUGGAAAUGUUGUGUUACCUAUUGUCAAGCGGAGCAACUCACUUAAAAUGGCAUUAAUAAGAACUGGCCUUCAGAGGCUUGCUAGUAUAUUUAGUAGCGGACACGGUGGAUUCGGACUGUUUUCUAGAUUUGCAACACAAAACCACUGCAUAUCAGAAACUACAAAAGAUGUGAUAUCAACAUGUAACAAAUUAAUUGAAGAAAGAUCGUCUCGAAAUUUUGCUAUAGUUCAUUUAUUGGGCAAACAGUGGCGAGUUACGGAUGGAGAUUUGUUAGUAGUAGAAGGAUACUGGCCACCAAACAUAGGAGAUAAUAUAACAUUAGACAAGGUUAUGCUAGCAGCGACUAAAGAUUUCUCAUUGAUUGGAAGACCACUAGUUCAACCGGGUCUUGUUACAGUUACAGCUACAGUAAUUUCUAAAGGACUCUCACACACAAAGACUCAUUUUAAAAAGAAAAGAAGAAAGCAAUAUAUGAGAAUAAAUUUUCAAAGAAAUGAACAAACCAUGUUGAGAAUUAACUCUGUUGUUAUAGCUAAUAAGAUAAAUGAAUCCCCAAAAAAUGUAUUUUAACCUUAGCAAGCUUAUUAGCAAUCUGCAUUAUAUUAAUGUUAUCCUAUGCAUAGAUGCAAGUGUAAGAUUAGUUAUAUUCUGCAAUAGACAGCUUUGUAACAUAGCAUAAGGUCAAUAAAUAAUUGCAACAUA